Zingiber officinale is the source of this 1898-nucleotide messenger RNA. RefSeq names its product probable gamma-aminobutyrate transaminase 3, mitochondrial. The coding region runs from base 110 to 1645 and encodes 511 amino acids. Lineage: Eukaryota; Viridiplantae; Streptophyta; Magnoliopsida; Zingiberales; Zingiberaceae. The transcript has 19 exons. Gene Ontology annotation, molecular function: S-adenosyl-L-methionine:8-amino-7-oxononanoate transaminase activity; pyridoxal phosphate binding. The record is from RefSeq and is a predicted model, not a curated record. Gene Ontology annotation, biological process: biotin biosynthetic process.
UCCACACUAUAUUUAAUGGUGUUUUUGGUCCCUUAAUAUUCCUAUCGUCCAGGUAUAUCCUUCGCUUUUGCUCCUUGAUUUGAUCCUUCAUCUCUGUUCUUCUCCGAUCAUGGCCGGUGUUCUUCUCCGAUCCAGGCCUUCCAAGGCUGGGUCAUUCAUCAGACUUAUUACAUCUAUGGGGUGGUCUCAGGAACAUGUACCCAAAUGCUCAACUUUGACAGCCACAAGGUUAAUGAGCUCAGAGACUUCUCUUCAAUCGGAAUCAAUGGAAGAAAAGGGGUUCAAGGGACAUGAUAUGUUGGCACCAUUUACUGCUGGAUGGCAAACCAACGAUCAGCAUCCUCUAGUUAUUGAUAGAUCAGAAGGCUCCUAUGUUUAUGACAUUAAUGGGAAGAAGUAUCUUGAUUCUCUUGCUGGGUUGUGGUGUACAGCUUUAGGUGGAAAUGAACCGCGUCUUGUUGCAGCUGCUACUGCACAAUUAAAUAAGCUACCAUUCUAUCAUUCAUUCUGGAAUCGGACCACAAAACCAUCCCUGGAUCUUGCUAAGGAAAUUCUUGAUACUUUCACUGCAAGAAAAAUGGGCAAGGUCUUCUUCACCAACAGUGGUUCAGAAGCUAAUGACUCCCAGGUCAAGUUGGUCUGGUAUUACAACAAUGCACUGGGAAGGCCAAACAAGAAGAAAUUUAUAGCACGAUCAAAAGCGUAUCAUGGAUCAACGUUAAUAUCUGCUAGCCUUUCAGGUCUUCCAGCUUUGCACCAACAGUUUGAUCUGCCUGUGCCAUUUGUUUUGCACACAGAUUGUCCUCACUACUGGCGGUACCACCUUCCUGGUGAGACAGAGGAGGAGUUUUCAACUAGAUUGGCUAACAACUUGGAAAAUCUUAUUCUGAAAGAAGGGCCAGAUACAAUUGCUGCUUUCAUUGCUGAACCUGUUAUGGGUGCUGGAGGUGUUAUACCUCCUCCCAAAACAUAUUUUGAGAAGGUUCAAGCUGUUGUGAAGAAGUACGAUAUCCUUUUUAUUGCUGAUGAGGUCAUUACUGCUUUUGGAAGGCUAGGGACAACAUUUGGAUGCGAUAAAUUUAAGAUCCAGCCUGACCUUGUCUCCAUCGCAAAAGCCCUUUCUUCAGCGUACAUGCCGAUUGGUGCAAUACUUGUUAGCCCAGAAAUUGUGGAAGUUAUAUAUUCUCAAAGUAACAAACUAGGUUCUUUUGCCCAUGGAUUCACAUACUCUGGCCAUCCUGUAUCUUGUGCUGUUGCAUUAGAAGCAAUUAAGAUUUACAAGGAGAGAAAUAUUCCUGAGCAUGUACAAUCUGUCUCUCCUAGGUUCCAGGAAGGCAUCAGAGCAUUCUCAGAAAGUCCCAUUAUCGGUGAGUUACGAGGGAUUGGGUUGAUUCUUGGAACCGAGUUCUCUCAAAACAAGUCUCCAAAUGAACCGUUCCCGUCUGAAUGGGGUGUAGGAGCAAUCUUUGGAUCAGAAUGCGUGAAGCGUGGAAUGCUUGUUCGUGUUGCUGGGGAUAACAUAAUGAUGUCUCCUCCCCUUGUAAUCACCCCAGAUGAAAUUGAUGAACUGGUAAGCAUCUACGGAGAAGCGCUUAAGAGCACAGAGGAGAGGGUGGCAGAGCUGCAAUCCAAGAGCAAAAAGUAGCUAAUUCAUCUCGUGAAGUUCCCUCCGGGUGAAUCGAGACUCCCACUCUAAUGAUCGUGAUAGCUGUGAAAUAAUGUUGUCGACGCUUGCAAAACUGGGUCGAGAGUAAAAUUAUUGUGGAAGUGUCUGGAAUAAUCAAGGCUUCAUCGCAUUUUUAAGAAAACUGACGACAUGGUCGAGCAAGCCGGAUGCAUGCAUUUCUGCAGCCGCGAUGAACUUUUAAUUUACACGGACGCAAUUGACAGUUGAAAAA